Messenger RNA from Phycomyces blakesleeanus NRRL 1555(-), 357 nucleotides. RefSeq lists its product as hypothetical. The record is from RefSeq and is a predicted model, not a curated record. NCBI's taxonomy places the organism in Eukaryota, Fungi, Mucoromycota, Mucoromycetes, Mucorales, Phycomycetaceae. Bases 1 to 357 code for a protein of 118 amino acids. The transcript has 2 exons.
AUGAUCAGUGAUGAAAAUAUAGAUAUUGUUGACAGAAUAGAAAAUGAUGAGCCCAUGUAUGAUGCUGAUAUGGAACAUGAUAAUACCAUGAAGGAAUCAACUGCCAUGAAAGAAAUCGAAGAUGCAACUGCACCUUUGGUGUUUGACAUCAGCCAACCUCUCCCCACUCCCAGUACCAAUGAUGUAAAGAACCUGGAAUUUAUUCAAAUUGUCAAGGAGUUUGGCAUUUCUUGUAAUGCCUAUGAAAAGAUUGCCAGCCACUUCAACAAGAUUCUUGCUAGCUCUACAAGCACAUAUAGAGCAUGCAUAUCUUAUCUCGGUAAAAAGCUUCUUAAGUGUUUCUCCAGAAUAAAGUAG